This is a messenger RNA of Pelobates cultripes (western spadefoot toad), 24800 nucleotides long. The record is from the annotation of a GenBank genome assembly. Lineage: Eukaryota; Metazoa; Chordata; Amphibia; Anura; Pelobatidae.
AUGGUGAACUAUUGGAGGAUGAAUAUACCAAAGCUGGUUAUCUCUGUUCAUGGUGGAACUCACAAAUUUGAGAUGCACCCCACAAUGAAAGAAGCACUUUGUAGGGGUCUUAUCAAGGUAGCAGAAACAACGGGAGCUUGGAUUCUAACAGGAGGGAUAAAUACUGGUAAGUGAAAGUCUUGAUAUUGCAUUUCAUAGCAUUUAUACAUAUCAAUAGUCCUCAUCUUCACCUCUUCAGGCACUAUUUGUCUAUUUAAGAAUUCCAUACCAAUAUUUAGAUUAGGAGUGAUAUUUGGGGGCUGCCAUCACGGGUGAGGAGCAAGGAUAUCUUUAUUCUCCUGUUAGUAUGCAGUAGAAGGAAAAUAGCAUCAUAGCUGGUGCCUACAUACACCUUUACAGGGGUGUAAAAGCUUGAUCUUUCAGCAGUUGUUGCUCUUCAUUGACAAGUAUAGAUUGGGAAUUUGGAGACGAUUCACGGUUCCAUACACUUUGACUUUUCCUACCUCAUGUCACUAGUCAAUACUCGUUUAGACACCCAUGUUUAGAUCCCUAAUGCCUUACUAAAUGGACUGUUAAAAUAAAUAGAUGGAGAAAGUUCCAUAUUGUGAGACUUUGUGUUGCAGGAACCAAUAUACCUGCAGCACAGAAACUGUAAUUGGUAAGAAAAGUUUAAGGAGAGGUUUUCCCACCCAUAUAUGGAUUAAAGAGCAGUAACAUGUUCAGUGAGAAAUUUAAAAAUAAUAUAUCUGUCCUCUUGUAUGUUAAAUGGGUCCCAUGCAUGAAAUUAUGUAAAAGUUAUUUUGAUUGAACACAAUAUAGACAAUAGUAGGCCCUCUGUUAUACGGGUCUAUAAAGCCUAGUUAAAACUACCUGAAUGGAACACAUUAAAUGUUUUUUAAUGGAAUCAGACAACACAUUUUCCUGCAAUGUAAAUGGCCUGAAAAUUAUCCCAAAUUGUCAUGACAGUCGCUGAAAAAUUCUAUUAGAGAUCUUUACACCUAGUUUUCUUUCUCAAUACAGGAGUAGCAACAGAGAUAGGAGAUUCCAUAAAGGAAGUGGCUUCCAGGAUGACCCACACAGUUUGUACAGUGGGUAUAGCCCCAUGGGGUGUCAUCGAAGGAAGAGAUGAUCUUCUUGGGCAAAACGUAAGACUUCUCUUUCUCUAAAUGGCCCUUCUCUUGUCUAGUCAUACAACCCUGAUUAUAGAUUUAUUUUGGUUCAGGUUAUGGCUCAGUAUCAAGCUUUGAAGAAUCCACUAAGCAAACUCCAUGUUCUCAAUAGUCACCAUUCUCAUUUCUUACUGGUGGAUGACGGGACAGUUGGGAAGCACGGAGGGGAGAUUCAUAUACGAAGAGAAUUGGAGAAGAAAAUCAGUCAACAGCAAAUUCAUACAAGUGAGAUUUUAAGUUAAAUAAUAAUAAUACAAUUCUGUCACUGCUAUAUUCACAAUACUUUUUAAAAAUGCCACUUGGUGUCUCUUAACCAGCUCUUACAAAACACAUGCAAAUCAAUAAAAAUAGAUGUUUCCAAUGUAUGCUGCUCUAAUAUAGAGGUACAUUUUUUUUUUUAUAUGUUCUCAAACUUGUUCUAUACUUAAAAAAAAUAAAAUAUAUAUAUAUAUAUUGAUGUGUUCUAACACCCCUCUAGGGACAGCCACACGUGUUCCUCUUGUGGCUCUUUUAAUUGAAGGUGGCCCUAACAGCAUCUACACAGUCUUGGAAUAUCUUCAGCAAAGUCCUCCUGUGCCAGUUGUUGUCUUCGAGGGAAGUGGGAGAGCUGCAGAUCUUUUGGCCUACGUUUAUGAACAAACUGAGAGCUGUGGGUAAGAAAAUAUCUGUGAUCGAGCAGUAAGAUACUGCAAUAUGUGUAGCCAGAAUGGCUUCACCAUUUUGUUAUAGACUGUUAGAGUGACUUCAUAGGAAACUUUUUUCUCUCUCUCUCAGGUUUGAUUUUAUUUUCUUAGAAAUACAUAGUGCAUGUUUUCUAAGUGCUCCAUAUGAUUCUAUCAAUUUAGUCCAGUCGCCAGUAUCUUUGGCUAACUACCUUGAGCUGACUGAGAAGUCCAGGCAUCCUGCAUCAACUGGCCGGCUCAGGGUUGCCUCCAGCGGUCAUCUGCUAUGGUCUGCAUGGAGAUCUCUGCCGAUUGUGAGUGAGUCCUAGCGUGCAUUGUGGAGGAGAGAGGUGGCCAAUCUCCUGGCCCAAUGUGUACUGACUUGUGACACCAUGGAGCUGAAGUCCCACUACCAUCCCCCAUGGACCGGUGGGGGGAUCCCUGUCUCCACUGUGAGGACUUCUUCCCUCCACAGGAGGCAUGCAGCAAUGCCAAGGUUCAAAAAGCUACUGAGAAUAGUGCUUUAAAAAUGGCGGAGGUUGCAUGCCCCUUGAUUCAUCUGGAAGGGAGGACCGGAGUACUGCUUCGGCUAGUCAGCCUCUUUAAAAAUUUUGGCAGAGACUGCAAGACAGGUACAUCAUGCCUGCCACACAAGUCCUACCACCUUGCUCAUCUGCGUGGCCACUCCGCUAGGGCGGUCCACCUCAGGCGGCAUAGACCACAUCGGCAACGCCUGGGGAAAGUGUCGCACAGACCUUUACUGGGGCCGGGCACAUACAGGCCAUGACAGGGGACUCCCAAGUGGGUUGAAGCAUGAUGGGGAACGCAGAAAGUGACACAGGGCCUGACUUUCCAUCAAGGUAUUGUUUGACUCUUGGCUCGAUAUACAGCACCAUAUUGUGGGACUAUGUCCUGCCCUUGGUGGGCAUAGGCUAAAGAACAACAAAGAGGCCUUGAUUCAUAUCCCUUGAUGAGAAACCUGGCUAAAUCAAGGAGCCAUGCUUUAUAGUAUCCUGGACUCUCGCAUCUCUCUCACAGAGCCUUUUGGAGUGGAACUAUUUUUUUAAAAUGUAUAAAUCUUUAUUACAUAGUUAUUCAUUGACAUCAAAUAAACAGUCCUGUUAAUCCAAACAAAUUGUCAAUAAUUAUACAAUCAAUAAACCACAAAGGAGAAAAAAAACCCAAGGAAAUAUAGAAACAAAAAAAAAACUCCAAACAUCCAGUCACACCAUUUGCCUGGGGUCUAUCACCUUUAAAUUUGAGCCAUCCAAAGAGUUCACGUGGCUAAUGUUGGAAUAUUAUUCUAUAAAAGAUGGAUCCAUCUUGUCGGUAAAUUUCCAUGCCAUCUUGACCAAAUUUCUUCAUACAAUUUAGCCUUUAAAUCAUUGCCAAUAAAACAAUAUUUUUUCUGAACAACCCUGAAGUUGAAUUUGAUUUAGAAUUCCAGGCCAUGAUCGAAUCUCUGUUUUUUUCCCCAAUAUCUGGAUAUACAUAUCUUAAAAGCAAGAAGUAUGUUUAUACAUAAAUAUUUUGUACAUCGGUUCUGAAAUAGAAAGGUUUGAGGGGCUAUCUCAUAGUUUUAGUUUAAAAUAGUCGUAAAUAUUACUGCUAAUUUAUUUUUAAUUUGGACAAGGUUUAGACAUUCCACCAAAUAUGGAAUUGAGUACUGUCUUCUCUAAGACAUCUCCAACAUAUUCUAGAUACGCUCUGAUCAAAAUUAGAUAUACAAGUGGGUAGCAGAUACCUUCUAUCAGUUAACUUACAAUAUUGUUCAUGUACGUUUACACAAUGUGUGGCUUUCCUAGUCGUAUACCAAACUUUAUACCACAUUUGUAAGGAAAAUGAACAUUUGAUAUUGCAUUCCCAUUUAUUUAUAUAUUUUGCUUUUAUGUUCGAUUUCUCUGGGAUUAUUAGAUUAGAAAUUUUAGAUAUAAGGUUUUUUGGAGAAUAUUAUUCAAUACAUUUAUCCCAGCUAUCGAUAUCUUUAUAUAAAAGGCAAGCUAAAAAUAUUUGACUCUUAGAUAGUUGAAUAUUUCACACAAUGGUAAGUUACAUUUGUUACAUAGGUCAGUAAACUGGGUAUAAUGUCAGUUAUUAUAUAAAUCUGAAAUUGCCACACAAUUUACAAGUAUCUAACAAAAUACUGUCUAUACAUAUAGGAAAUACUUUGAUUGGAGUUGACACAUUGAUUAAAUGAACAAUUACUAGUCAUUCAGCAUGUUUUAUUUUAUUCUGCUUUAUAAUAUAAAAGUGUGCAGUAUUAUCGAAUACCAUGCAUUUAUCUUUUUUAAAUUUUUUAUUCAAUUUCUUUUUAUUGAAGAAUAUCAAACACAUGGGUUCACAGCAACUUGGCAAAUAUAGAAAUGAGCAGACAUCUCAACUUGUACUUGCUGAGCACAGUAUUUACAAUGUAACAGCAUUACAUGUUUUGGCUAUUUGCAAAUAAUCAAUAUAGCUGUUCCUAUACAUGAAUAGAUGAUGCCUUUCCACACAUGUUUAUUAGACUGGUAUUGCCUGAGAAGACGUUUAUAAUAAGAGUGAAUGGUAAACAGUACAGACUCCUGACCAGCUACCGUCUGAUUGCAAAACUUUCCACUGAAUACAAGUGAGAAUUGCUCAGGGGUACACUCCGGCUCAUAUGUUCUCUCUCUUUGCACCCGUUGCCAGAGUUAGGGGACCAUUUUGCCCAAUACAUUGUAGGAGCAUACAAUGUUAUAAACUCUAUUCCCAUACUUAUGUGUGUCAAUUUUGUAGGAGUAACCAAGGAAAAUAUUAAUAUGCUCAUUCCCCAUGCGGGUGUCCAGCUGAACUAUGUCUUGUAAUGGAGGUGUGGUUGUCUACUAUGUACUUUGUCAUACAGUUUAGUUACACGUAGUCCACUCAACACUUAUGAAAUUAAAAAGUAAGAGGUACAGAAUAAAAAGUAGAGUGUAAAGCAAAGGGUGUCAUCUUCCUUAGCUAGCUACAACCAAGCUCCCUUUGUGUGUAUCCUUCGUCCCCUCUCCCAUAUAGGAAAGCCAAGGAUGCCAUAUCUUAGUAUAAUGAGCCAGUUUCCCCAGGGAUGACUACCUGAGUUCUUCCAAGGUACGAAAGUGCUCCAUUUUAGCUAUCCAUUCCUUUAAGCCUGGGGUCUUGGUCGCCUUCCACAGGCUCGCUAUUACAGACUUGGCUUCCGUAAGCAUAAAAUACAACAAAUAGUUUUUGAAUUUUUGUUAAAGAUGUAUCCAUUUAUAGGAGUAGCAUAUUGUCCAUCUCAAGGGAUACGCUCAUACAUGUAAUUACCUGUACCGAGGUCCCCACCUGUACCCAAAAGGGCAUUAUCCCCUUACACUUACACUAAAUAUGGCACAAGUCACCGGUCGUCUCUCCACAUCUCCAGCAAAGGAGGGAUGUGGUUGGGUGGAAUCUAUUAAUUUCCCGUAGCGUGAGAUAUCAUCACGAAAUCAACUUGUAAUUAAUUUCUUGCAACCGGGCACUUGAGUGGGCAUAGAAAACCCCCCUGAAGAUGGAUUCCCACUCCUUCCCCCCCAUGGAUAACCCUAAGUAGUUCUCCCCAUUUUUUGGUGAAAUAUGGGAACCCUUGAUGAAGAUGGGGCUGAAUUAUUUUAAUACAUUGUGAAGUUGACUUAGCAACCACUGAGGAGCCUGAGCAUAACCUUUUGAACUCUUUAUGUGCCCUGAGAGCCCCCUCUGGGAUGUCCAGGGUUUUGAUGAAGUGUGGAGCCUGGAAAAAUUGGAAUGCCUGUGCUAGAGGGAUGAUACUGUUUGUCAUAUCUGAUAGAGGUCGAAUCCUGUCUGGUCCCCACAGACUGUCUAGUGGUAUAUAUGGUACGCUCUCUAAAUGUGUUGUCAGGGGUAGUAUAAGGUCUUUUAACCCUACCGGGAACAAGGUGUUGUGGGAGAUGGGAUAUCUUGGUGAAAUUGUGGGAGAGAUCUCAGGCAAGUGGGCUAUUUUGGACCACACUGAAAGUGUUGCUGAAAUGGUUGGAUGCUGGGGAAUUGGGUACUUCCUAGACUCUGAAACUGCCCAAGGGAGGGCCUGUAGAGGGGUAUGAGAAGAGUCUUGUUCAAUGUAAAGCCAAAGUUUGGAGGGGGGUUGUAUGGACCAGUCUAGAAUUCUAUUCAUAUGUACUGCGUAUUGGUAGUGGAGGAUGUUUGGAAGUCCCAAGCCUUCCCGGUGUUUAGGGCGGGUGAUGAUACGAUAAGCCAAACGCAGUCUUUUCCCUGCCCAGAUGAACCGUGUAAAUAGUGUUUGAAUGGUUUUAAAGAAACUCCUGGGAAGACAUAUCGGUAUUGUGAUUAACCCCUUAAGGACACAUGACGGAAAUAUUCCGCCAUGAUUCCCUUUUAUUUCAGAAGUUGUGUCCUUAAGGGGUUAAGAGACACAGGAUGUGGGGGAGUAUAUUCUUUGAUAUAGCAUUGACCCUUCCCAUCCAUCUAAGAGUGGGUUUAUCCCAUGUCUGUAGGUCUGCCUGUAUGGCGUUCAGCAGGCGGGGAAAAUUCAAUGCGUUUAAUGUGCUAGGGUUAGCUGGGAUGUUUACACCCAGGUAUUUUAUCGAUGUAGGGGCCCACUGGAACUGAAACUACCUCUGCAGCCAUUCCACUUCCCCCUGUUGUACCGUGAAAUUAAGUAUUUUGCAUUUCUCUGUGUUAAUCUUAAAACUAGCCAUUGAGCUAUAUUUGGUCACUUCGUUCACUAAUUCUGUAAGGGUGGUAGUCGGAUCAGUGAGUGUAAAGAGUAAAUCAUCCGCGAAAGCGGAAACCUUUAAUUCCCGUUGCCCUAUAUGUAUUCCCCUGACAUCUCCAUUUUUACGUACUGCUUGAAGUAGCGGUUCUAAUACCAAAAUGAACAAAAGGUGCAUUUAUCUUUUUAUGUCUUUUGAAAACUUGCCAUAGCUGUUGUGGCAUUGCAAGCCUGUUUGUAUUUUCUUCACACAGAAAAAAAUAAAUAGAUACAUUUGUAUACAUUACCAGAUCUAUCUACAUCACAGAAUUUACAGAAACUAGAACAACCCUUUUUCAAGUGAAAUACAUUCCUCAUCCUGUGUGCUUGCCUGUGUACUAUAUCAUUUAUUGGCUAUUCAAACUUUGUAUUCAAGCAGAUUUCUUUAUUAUCCAGGAUUAUAUCCGUUCACUGUCCAUUGAAGCCCCAUGCCAAACCAUGUGUAGAUUGUUCAACAACUUGUUUGCAUAGAGCAUACAAUGGAUAGUAUCUCAAUUUAUGGGAUAAUUUCUCUUUUUUGUGUACAUUGAAAUGCAUAUUGUAUCCUAGUAAAAUAUAAGUAAACAAAGAACUUUGAACUAGCCAAAAUAUAAAAGUAUAAUAUAAGCUAGUGUUUUAGGUUAGGAACAGUCACACAUAAAGUUCCCUCUGCAGGUUGCUCGAAUUAAUAAACAAGCUUAUUUUCUUAUUUAGGAGUCUACCAGAGGGCAUAGAAUCAGAGCUGAUUGCUACCAUCAGGAGGAUGUUCACCCUAAAUCAGAAGGACACAACUUAUUUAUUCCAGACCUUACUAGCUUGCAUGAAAAUCAAGAACCUUGUGAGUAUUUAGAACUCUAUAUUCUGGAAUUUAGAGUGGAAAAAAAUAAAAUGGGUUGUCUCGCUCAGUGUAAAAACAGUGUAAUGAAUGUGUGGCAUAGUAGGAUGUCUUCCUGUUACAUUUAACUUUUUAGCGUCAAUUUAAACAUCAUUUAGUCUUCCUAUUUUCCUGACUGUCACCUACCCUUUUAGUAGAACUACCUUCCGGAAAAAAAACUUAUUGAAAACCACUUUAAAUUUCUAAGAUGCUUAUAUCAUUCUGCUGUGAUACAUAUUGCAGCUUAGAUUCUAAAUUGAUAACGGUUUCUGUCUCCUAGAUAACUAUAUAUCGUACGGGGUCUGAAGAACACCAGGAUAUUGAUGUUGCAAUCCUUACAGCACUAUUGAAAGGUAAAUAUUUCUGGUGAAAAACACAUGUUCGCCCAGUGUCAUGUUAUCAGAUAUGAUGUUCAUGCACAAACCUUCAUUGUAAGGAUGGACCUCUAUAGUAUGACAUAUCUCUUUACAACGUACAUAUGACAGGGGAACAUUUUUGUGAAGAUCUUUUUAUAAGUAGAUGUAUGAUGUAAACAAACAAUUGUUUCUGACAUAGCCAGGUUUCCAAUGUCUUGAAAAAGUCAGUCCAUAUUUUAACAUUGUGCAAUUAUAAUUUUUGAUUUCAACUUUUAUUUUACAUAGGCACCAACACAUCUCCAAAUGAUCAACUUGUCCUUGCGCUCACAUGGAACAGAGUAGACAUAGCAAAAAAUAAUAUUUUCCUCCACGGACAACAGGGGCGAGUAUGUAACCACUGUUUACUAGGGUUACGUGUGGCUGAUGUUUGUGAAUGUCCUUUCAGGAUACCAACUGCUGUUUGUAUACUAAUACUGAUGGUGGAUAGAGGCAGGUUGAAUGUUUAAUACUAUGAGGGCCAUCCAUUUUCACAUACCCCUUCUUCUUCUUACUAAUAUAUUUGCAGCAUCAGAUUCAGGGUAAAUCCCCUGUUUUUUUGUGUAUUGACAAUUAGCCAUGAAGGGCAAUGUGACUGGCUAGAUGACACAGGUACAAGUCCUCUGUGACACAACUGUAAAUAUAUUUUAAGUUUAGCUAUCAAUUUAGCUAUCAGCUCCCUAUGUGUUUCUUCCCACCCAGACCCUUUGUGUGUCUCUUGCUCCCAGCCCUUCUGUGUGUUUUCACCCUAGUCCCCUGUGUGUCCCUUACGCCUCAGCCCCUUUGUGUGUCUUUUUUACCUCAAGCCUCACAUGUGUCUUACUCCCAGCCCCUAUAUGUGUCUCUUAUCCCCAGACCCUAUAUGCGUCUCUUCACCUCAGCCACUCGGUGUGUUUCUUCCCCCCAGCCGCUCUGUGUGUUUCUUCCCCCCAGUCCCUCUUUGUGUCUCUUCCCCCAGCCCUUCUGUGUCUCUUCCCCCCAGCCCUUCUAUGUGUCUUGUCCCCAGCCCCUAUGUGUGUGUUUUUCUCCUCUAGCCCCUUUGUGUGUCUCUUCCUCUCUCAGCCUUUUUGUUUGUCUCUUUCUCCCCAACCUAUUUUUGUGCCUCUACCCCCAGACUCUUUAACAUAGAAACACAGAAUGUGACGGCAGAUAGUCUGCCCAAUGUUCUAAAUACUCUCAUUAGUCCCUGGCCUUAUCUUAUAGCUAGGAUAGCUUUAUGCCUAUCCCACGCAUGCGUAAACUUAUUCACUGUGUUAACCUCCACCACUUCAGCUGUAAGGCUAUCAGUGGCGGAUCCAGAGCCUGAUCUCGGGAGGGGCACUUGUAGAUUAUUUAAAUAAAUAAUCCAGGCACAAUAACCACUACAGCUCUGUGUAGUAGUUAUGGUGUCAGUAGUGCCAGGAUUCCACCCCAGAGUAAGUAGUCAUACCGUUUAAGAACAGUUUGACAACUUACCUGGGGUCUGCUGGGAUAUAGGGUAUAGGAGCAGUGGUCUGUGUUAAGGGUGAAGUGUGUGAGUGCGGCAGUGUAUGUCAGGGACAGUGUUUGUGGGGCAGUGUGUGUAUGGGGACAGUGUUUGUGGGGCAGUGUGUGUGUAUUGGGACAGUGUUUGUGGGGCAGUGUGUGUAUGGGGGGCAGUGUGUGUAUGGGGAUAGUGUUUGUGGGGCAGUGUGUGUAUGGGGAUAGUGUUUGUGGGGCAGUGUAUUGUUUGUGGGGCAGUGUGUGUAUGGGGGUGUGUGUAUGGGGACAGUGUUUGUGGGGCAGUGUGUGUUUGGGGGACAGUGUGUGUAUGGGGGCAGUGUGUGUAUGGGGACAGUGUUUGGGGCGGUGUGUGUAUGGGGACAGUGUUUGUGGGGCGGUGUGUGUGUAGUGUUGUGGGGCAGUGUGUGUGUGUAAUGGGGGCAGUGUGUGUGUGUAAUGGGGGGCAGUGUGUGUAAUGGGGGCAGUGUGUGUGUAUGGGGGGCAGUAAUGUGUGUAAUGGGGGUGAUGUGUGUAAUGGGGGCAGUGUGUGUAAUGGGGGCAGUGUGUGUGGUAUGGGGGGCAGUGUGUGUGUGUGGGGGCAGUGUGUGGUGUGUAGGGGGCAGUGUGUGUAAUGGGGCAGUGUGUGUAAUGUGGGGGCAGUGUGUGUAAUGGGGGGGCAGUGUGGCUUUUAAAUAAUUUAUUUUUAUUUUAUUUAAUAAAAUAAAUAUUCUGUGUCCCCCCUCCCUUCUUACCUUUAUUUAGGAGUAGGGGGGACAUUUCCCUGGUGGUCCCAGUGGUGAUUCCCUGGUGGUCAGGUGGUCAGAGUGAACUCUAGCCCACGCUCCCGGGCUAGAGUUCACUCUCGCGAGAUUUGGAGUGUUGCCGUGGUAACCGCGGCAACGCUCCAAAUCUCGAGAGAGGAGGACCCGGAGGAGCUGCAGACUGAGCUCCGGGUACUCUCUCUCACUCCCUCCCCCGCCGCCUGUCAGCACGGUGCCUGCGGACCGGGGAGGGAGAUCUCUGAUCUCUGAUCUUCCUCCCCGGUCCUCAGGCACAUUGCAGGGCUGGCACUUGGGCAAUGCCAGCCCUGCGUUAGCCGGCAGGGGGGAAUGUCGGGGGGGCAAUUGCCCCGUUGCCCCCCCCCUGGAUCCGCCAAUGAAGGCUAUUCCGUGCAUCCAAUACCCUCUCAGUAAAGUAAUACUUCCUGAUAUUACUUUUAAAACUUUGCCCCUCUAAUUUAAGACUAUGUCCUCUUGUUGUGGUAGUUUUUCUUCUUUUAAAUAUAGUCUCCUCCUUUACUGUGUUGAUUCCCUUUAUGUAUUUAAAUGUUAAAUCCUUUAACCUUUCCUUGUACGCUUUAUCCUGUAAUUCAUGAACUAGUUUUGUAGCCCUUCUCAGAACUCUCUCCAAAGUAUCAAUAUCCUUCUUAAAAUAUGGUCUUCAGUAUUGCGUACAGUACUCCAAAUGAAGUCUCACUAGUGUUCUCUACAGUGGCAUGAGCACUUCCCUCUUUCUACUGCCUAUGCAACCAUGCAUUCUGCUAGCAUUUCCUGCUGCUCUAUUACAUAGUAUGCCUACCUUUAAAUCAUCUGAAAUAAUUACCCCUAAAUCCCUUUCCUCAGAUGUUGAGGUUAGGACUCAAAUAUUGUAUACUCUGCUCUUGGGAUUUUGCAUCCAUGAUGCAUUAUCUUGUACUUAUCCACAUUAAAUGUCAGUUGCCACAGCUCUGACCAUUUUUCUAGUUUACCUAAAUCAUUUGCCAUUUGGCUUAUCCCUCCUGGACCAUCAACCCUGUUACAUAUCUUAGUAUCAUCAGCAAAAAGACAUACCUUACCAUCAAGACCUUCUGCAAUAUCCCUAAUAAAAAUAUUAAAGACAACAGAUCCCUGAUGUACCCCACUGGUGACAAGUCCAAGCUUUGAAUAUAUUCCAUUAACUACAACCCUCUGUUGCCUGUUACUCAGCCACUGCCUUACCCAUUCAACAAUAUUGGAAUCCAAACUUAAAGAUUGCAGUUUAAUGAUAAGCCUUCUUUGCAACAGUGUCAAAAGCCUUACUGAAAUCUAGGUAAGCAAUGUCUACUGCACCACCAUGAUCUAUAAUUUUAGUUACCCAAACAAAACAAAAAAUAAGAUUAGUUUGGCAUGACCUCCCUGGAGUAAACCCAUGUUGUGUCUGAUCUUGAAAUCUAUGUGUUUUUAGAUGUUGAACAAUUCUAUCCUUUAACAUGGUUUCUAUUAUUUUCCCCACUACUUUUUGUGUGUCUUUCUCUUACAGUUUCUUUGAAUCUCCCUUCUCCUCCAGCCCCUUUGCAUGUCUCUUUUUUUCCCCUCUCCAAAUACCUCUGUGUGUCAUUGUCCCCUUCCCUUUCCCAAACCCUCUGUGUCACUCAUUGUCCCUUUCCACAUCUCUAGGCAAUUAUGGGUUUCUUUCUCUUUACUCCCCUUCCGUGCCUGCUCGCCUCCUCUUUGUAGUGUGGCCAAGUGGACCACGGAUAGAACCUUCUGUAUCCGCUAUCUGGUUUGACAGGAAGCUGUUUGUAGCUCCCAGGUAAAGGGUUCAGAAGAUCCUCUACCCUCAGUUUGCACAGCAGUGGGCUAAGCACUGUACUGUGCACUCUUCUCCUGCCAGUCACCCGGACCCUGGAUAUUACGCCCCCCGGGCCAGUGCACCCUAGGUGGCUGCCUAGUCUGCCUAGCAAUAGCACCAACCCUGCAUAUAUCAUUCAAUGAGCAGCCAUAUAUUAACCCCUUAAGGACACAUGACAUGUGUGACAUGUCAUGAUUCCCUUUUAUUCCAGAAGUUUGGUCCUUAAGGGGUUAAAGAUCAGAAUGUUGUUAUUUGGAUGCAAAAUAAAAGACAAACCAAUAAUGGGUAAAAUGUUAACAUGCUUGGGUGGGUCGAACUCACCUGAAUUUUAGCUAAUUUGUGCCAUUACACAAAAACACAUACUACUAACAUAGACUGAUGCCACCAAGGGCAGUUCAUAAAUAUAAAUAUCAGAAAUAUCCCCUCUGUACAAGAGAUAAAGUAACUCCAUGCCCUCAUUAUAAACGAUCUAGUCCACAUAGGUGACGUAACAUUUUUUGUACCAUGUAUGCCAUUUAUCAAUGCUACAUAUGAAUGCUAUUACAUGCUGGAACACUAAUUGGAAGAAUGGGAAUGUUUACUACAUACUAUAAAUGAUGUAUUUGUUUUAUAUUAUUUGUUCCUUAAGGUAACAAGCAGUAUAAGACGACCCACUACUUGCCAUCUAACAAGCAUGGCUAUCCAAUUAAAUAAUAAAAAAUAAAAUUGUCAAAAAUUAAUGAAUGAUUUAUUUUCUGCAGACAGAGCCUUUGGAACAAGCCAUGUUGGAUGCGCUUAUAAUGAACAGAGUUGCAUUUGUCAAACUUUUGAUUGAAAAUGGAGUAAACUUACACAGAUUCCUUACAAUACCCAGACUGGAGGAACUGUAUAACACAGUAAGUUACACAUGUUUAUUCUAGUCUGCUUUGAUAAUAAUUCAUUGUAUUAGUUAAAACAGAUGCAAUCACAGAGUUAAAAUCCAUUUAGGAUCUAGCAUUUCAUCUUGGAUAGCCCUGCAUAAACCAAUCCAAUACAAAAUGAACUAAUUAAUGAAGUUAAUUUUAAAUUUCAAAAGGUCAAAAAAUUAUCUUAGUCAACUCUGUUUGACUACUCUGACUUUAAAGUUGAUUUAAACUUAAAUUUUAAAUGUAGUAGAAAUCUCUGAUACUUUCCAAGAUUUGAAGUGGCUUAGAUGCAAUGUUUUGCAGCUGUCCAAUCACAGGCUUCCCAAUGCAGUUCAAUGAGAAGUCUUUGCAAGUUAGGUGAUCUGGGCAAUUGUCUGCCUCUUUAUUGGGAAUCGUAUAUGUAUUCUUAGCAAUACAAUCCUGGAGGAAAUUCAUUUGAGAGAGUAAACCUGUUGUCACAGGAUAGGAAUAGGCAGUCUAUUUUAUGCUUUCUAUUUUCUCGUUAUUACUUAGCUGGUCUAAUGCUGCUAAUGAACGAGAUGCAUCAUAUUUCCUACAAUUUAAUAGCUAAUGAAUUGCUAACAAAAAUAUCUGUUGAUAAAAGCGUAUCAAUUAAACUGUUAAUAGCUCCCAACUGAUUCCUCUUCUGCAACUGUCAUUAGUCUAAUACUAUCCUUACCUUUUUGUGUCAUUUUACCCCACUCCCUCUAGCAUGUAAGCUCAUUGACCAGGGCCCUCAACCCCUCUGUUUCUGUGCAUCAAACUUGUCUGGUUACAACUACAUGUCUGUUCGUCCACCCAAUGUAAAGCGCUGCGGAAUUUGACAGCGCUCUAUAAAUAGCAUAAUAAUAAUAAUAAUAAUAAUAAUUUAAACUUACUAAGAACAUAAAAUUAAUAUCAAACAAGAUUAAUGUUUGUUUCUCUUUUUUUCAAUGUUAGAAACAACAUGCAAACACCACCUUACUGCACCUUAUACAGGACGUCAAGAAGGUAAUCCGUUUGAAUUUUUAAAAACAGAUUUUUGCAUGAUGAGAGUAUCGAGGUGCUAGGUGUAAUGACUGAUCCAUCCGGGUUUUGGAUAAUAUACAGCUGGUUACACCUUGAAACUGAUAUAGUUGCAUUUAGAUAUGUUUAGUUUAGACAAAGUAGUGCUCAGUUGUUAUUUUUACAUCACAUCUGUUAGGGGUUGUACAGGUGUUAAAAGACAUGUGGCUAAAACCACAAGCUAUUUGUUAAAAAAGCACCAUAACCACAGAAGACACUCAAAAUCUGCUGCCAAAACCAAGCAGUAAUCUCCAAAACAGGCUAUGAAUAAAAAAAAUAAACAAACAAGGUUGGAGCAUAAUAGUGUACUCAGGGUCGGUGCAAGGAUUUUGUCCUGCCCACCAUGUGACAUCGCAAUGCCCCACCCAUAUGAUCUGCCAUAUAAGCCAACGUCAGUGCUGCACAUAGUGUCUUUUAUCUGAAAAGGCAGUGUGUUUACAUUAAAAAGCCUACAGGAACAGGCUAUAGACACCAGAACCACUACAUCAAACUGUAGAGGGUUCUGGUGACUAUAGGGGCCCUUCAAUGUGAGGUAAAUUAGGUAUAAGUACCACUAAUAAUAUACUGGAUUGCCUACUUACCACCAGAUGAGGAAAAGAGGAUGAUGAUGGGCUCAGGCUGCAGUUUGGCUCCACAGGUCUGGUGUUAAAACAGGCUCUCUGGAGACUGUUUGUAACAGUGCUCACAUCAAUUAAUGAACAGGAAGCAGUUCCAUUUUUUGGAGCCAUACAGUGAGUAUGCCUACAAGGUCCACCCAUAAAUCCACCUACAUGGCCCACCUAUGAGUUCUCUCACAGGGAGUGGAGUGUAUGUGUGUAGGGGAUGUGUUAUGUGUUAUUGUAGAGGAUGUAAUGUGUAUGGAAUGUAGUGUAUAGGGAUACCAAUUUGUGUAAGGGAUGUAGUGUGUGUAUAGGGGAUGCAGUGUCUGUUUGUGUGUAAGGAAUGCAGUGUAUGUUUCUGGAUGUGUGUGUGUAAGGGAUGCAAGGUGUGUUUCUGUGUAUGUAAUUCAAUGCAGUGUGUGUCUGUAAGGGGUGCAUUGAGUGUGUCUAAGAGAUGCAUUUUGUUUCUGUGUGCGAGUAAGGGAUGCAUUGUGUGUUUUGGUGUGUCUGUGUGUGAGUAGGGAUGCAUUGUAUAUUUCUGUGUGUGUGGAUGCAUUGUGUAUGUGUGUAGUGUAAAAGAGAGGGUUUGUGGGGUAGGAUAGGGACUGAGUGCUCUCCCCUCCUGUCAUUUAGUGAUCCCUCCUUCCCUCCUGUUCCUCAGUGUUCUCCCCUCCUGUCCCUUAGUGCUCUCUCCUGCCCUCCUGUCCCUUAGUGCUCUCCCUUGGCCUCCUGUCCCUCUGCAGUCCACCCUUGGUGGUCUUCUCACUCACCCUUCUCCCCCCCCCUUAGUGGUCAUCCUCUCCCCCACCCCCUUAGUGGUCCUCCUCCUCUCCCAAACCCCUUAGUGGUCCUUCCCCUCUCCCCUUAGUGGUCCUCCCUCCCCUUAGUGGUCAUCCUCUCCCUCCAACCCCUUAGUGGUCCUCCCCCCUCUCCCAAACCCCUUAGUGGUCCUUCCCCUCCUCCCUUAGUGGUCCCCCUGGUCUUAACCUUCUUCCCCUUAGUGGUCCUUCCCCCUCCUCCCCCACCCCUUAGUAGUCCUUUCCCCUUUUCCCCACCCCUUAGUGGUGCUUUCCCCUCCUCCCCCACCCUUUAGAGGUCCUUUCUCCCUCUUCCCCACCUCAGUGGUCCUUACCCUCCCCUUUGGUGAUCCUUCCCCCCUAACCCACCCCCCCCUUGGUGGUCCUCCCUCCCUUUUGUGCCUCCUACCUAUGUAGCGUGGCCGGGCGGCACAGACUGCAGUACAGGAAUUUCCUGUCAGUCCGCCGGUGGCCGGGUACAGGAAACAGAAGUUCCUGUACUGCGGUUCGCCCCGCCUGGCCACGCUACAUUGAGUUUCCAGCAGGAGAGAGCGCUGUGCGCUUCCCUCCUGCCGGUCACCUAAAUCUAGUGCCCCCGGUCCGGUGCGCACUAGGCGACUGCCUAAGUCGCCUAUAGGACGCGCCGGCCCUGAGUGUACUUAAAUAGGAUAAAACCAUGUGAACUAUGUUUUCAUACAAUAAGCAUAGCCUUUUGGUGUUACUGGUUCAAAUGUAUUAUUACAAUAUAAAAGAUAGCUGUUUUUUUACAUGAAAAACAUAAAACCGAUCAUAGAUUAAUAUUGCAUAAAACCAUGGCACACCCCGACACACUGAAUACACUUACUAAAUGAUAUAGCACAACUCUCAUGUGAUGGCCCCUAAGUGCCUCUUAUGUCUGACAGUUCCUUGAAUCACCGCUAGAGUUCAGGAGUGUUUAUGAUGUACUCGAUCUCCAAAGUUGUGCACCUUCGGAGGUCCUGAAUUUUAAAGUGCAAGUCCUAAAUAUGCAAAUUAACGAGCCUUGCUAUUCAGGUAGUGCAUAUGGCUGUUUCAAUAUUGUCACAACCAACAGAUGGUGCUGUACAGGCUGCAUAACCAAAAACAACUAGUUAUUUGAGAGAAUCAACAGGACAGGAGAGCACACAAAACAUUUAACAAUGAACUUAAAGACAUUGACGCCCAACAAAUUUCAAUGUAAACAUUUACAGACAAUGACCCCCACCAAGGGCAUCUUUUUCCACAGCCACCAAGGGCAUCUUUAACCACUUGUAAGGGUAUACUGAGAUACCCCUACACACCCAGGUUCAGAGCUACUGACGAGCUCGAACCUACCAAAUCAAUGGAAACAUAACUAUUGCUCCUGAACUUCCCUCCACUUAUCAAGCCAAUCUACACCCAAUUAUCCUAUCCAUCCCCCGCCUCCGUGACCAAAACAAGGGAUACACCCCAAUACUAGGGAGAGACGGUGGGACAACAAGUAAGUGGGAAUUAAAUUAAAAGGGGGCUCUCCCAAAAAUGGCCGCCAUUUAUGUGGCUAUAGGCCACCCCUUCCCAAAUUCCCUAAUCCACUCCCCCUAUUCUAAUGCCUGCCUUCUAGCUAAGUCAAGGCCCACUCCACUUAGCUUAGCUGUUCCCCGGGCUUCAUUAUACCUGCUGAAAAACAAAACUUAAGGCAGAAAGAUCCAAGAACAAACAACAACUGAAGACCGCUGCAGUAAAGGUCUGGCAAAACAUCACAAAGGAGGAAACCCAGUGUUUUUUGAUAUCCAUAUGGUCCAGAUUUCAAGCAGUCAUUGCCUGCAAAGGAUUCUCGACUGUUGUAUAAUUCUUCUCUCACCACCAGUACUUCCAAUUGGUAUCCUUUUGAGAGGAAUCCACUCUACAUUUUAUUUAUGAUUGUAUUAAUUUGCCCAAUUACAUUUGAGCCUCUAAAAUAAGGGAACUGUGUAUAAAAAUGGUUGCAAUUCCUAAACAUUUCAGACAAUAUUUUUGUUCAACCCCUUGAAUUAAAGCUAAAAGUCUGCAUUUCAAUUGCAUCUCAGUUAUUUCAUUUCAAAUCCAUUGUAGUGUCAUACAGAGCCAAAAUUCUGAAAAUUGUGUUAGUGUCCAAAUAUUUCCUUACCUAACUGCAUAUACAAAUAUUUAGUAAUGCCAAAAGGAACCGCAACUUUAUUCCAAAUUAAUAUCAAAUAUACAACAAAAUGAUGAACAAUAUAUAUUUAUAGUUACCUGUGGUCUCCAAAACAAUGGGGGAAGUCCUAUGCAGGUCUACCCCCUGGAGACACGACGUGCACUUUGGGUUGUUCUAUGGUCCAUAAUUUGACACCUAUUUUUAAAAACUACUGGUCACUGUUUGGACCAUAAUAGGGCUCCAAUUAUUUAUUGAUAGCACAUAAAAUGAUGAUCUCUAACAUUCUACUAUAAAUGAAGUCUCCAAAAAGAUGGUAGAUAUAUGGCUACAGAAGUAUUGGAUGGCUAUUCUGCCUCUUUUAUGGAGCGAGUACUUGCAUGUGUAAUGAUAAUCCUAGUCCUACAACAACAGUUAUACCUGUUAACAAAUUUAACCCCUUAAGGACACGUGACGUGUGACAUGUCAUGAUUCCCUUUUAUUCCAGAAGUUUGGUUCUUAAGGGGUUAAACCUAUUUAGUUUAGAAAAAUGUUGCCUGAGAGGGGAUAUGAUAACAUUAUACAAAUAUAUUUGGGGCCAAUACAAACCAUUGUGUGGAAAUCUAUUCACAAACCGGACUUUACAUAGGACACGAGGUCAUGCGUUUAGACUGGAAGAAAGAAGAUUUCGUCUAAGGCAAAGGAAAGGUUUUUCUUACUGUAAGAACAAUCAGGAUGUGGAAUUCUCUGCCUGAAGAAGUGGUUUUAUCAGAGUCCAUACAGAUGUUCAAACAGCUACUAGAUACUUGCAAAAACAGAAUAUUCAAAGAUAUAAUCUUUCAAUUUAGGGUAAUAACUGCUUGAUCCAAGGAUAAAUCUGACUGCCAUUCUGGGGUCAAGAAGGAAUUUAUUUCCUAGCUUGUUGCAAAAUUGGAAGUGCUUCAAACUGGGUUUUUUCGCCUUCUUUUCGAUCAACAGCAAAAAAACAAAUGUGUGGAAGGCUGAACUUGAUGGACGCAAAUCUCUUUUCAGCUAUGUAACUAUAUAACCUGCCAAUAUAAUUUGUAAGUUCUUUCUUUGCCUACCAGUAUGUUUAAUAGUCACUUAGACUGAGUAGAACAAGAACCUUGUUUAUUUAUUGGUUUAUUUAUUUAUAAAAUAUUUUACCAGGAUGGAUACAUUGAGAUUUCUCUCGUUUUCAAGUAUGUCCUGGGCAAAGUAAAGGUAGCUUUAUCAGUGGCCAUACUCUGGUAUUGCCAAUACUCUGGUAUUGCUAACUGGAGCUGCAUUUACUGCUUGCUUUUUCAAAGACUGAAAGCAUCUCAUAUACCUUCUUACCUAAUGUGUCUAAAUACACAAAUAUAGUAUCUAUUAAAAUAAUACAUAUAAUUACAGGUAGGGAGAGUGAGAGUGCCCAGGCAUAACAUUUAUUCUCAGGUAGACACCUUACGUUCGUGGUAACAACAUGCAUCAUUGUGGCACACUACCUAGUCCAGUAGGAUAACAUGUCCUAGAGUGGUGGUGUACAUCACAUUUCAUUUACCUUCACCCACCAAUGUAUUGCUUUGUUUGAAGAAAUCAAAUUAUCUUUCCCAAACUCAUUCUUUUAAAAUGUAGUUGAAGUUAUUGCCCUGCUGUGCAGCAUGAGCAUAUCAACAGUAAUAUUUUAGUCCAUCCACUAGCUCUCUGCCUGUGCAUUAACACUUCCAUUGCAUUCUGGUAUGUUCACAACUUUAUUAAAUUAAAUUUUGCACGGAUGCAUUCUUUGACAUGCGUCAGCAAAGAAUUAGGACAUCAGAGCAAUAUCCUGUGAUAGUAGAACCAGGUAUCCAGGCCAAGUUUGGCAGUAUAUAUAUAUAUAUAUAUAUGUGUGUUUGGGGUGAGAUAGUGUGUUUUAUUAUGGCUCUACAGUUGUAUCUCUGUCACAUCUGAGUGCCUGAUAAUGUGUAAUUUAUUCUAGGGUACACUUCCUGCAGGAUAUAAAAUCACCCUUAUGGAUAUUGGACUUGUAGUUGAAUUUCUGAUGGGAGGAGCCUUUAGAUGCAAUUACACCAAGAAACCCUUCAGAGCAAUGUACAAAUCACUCCAACAGGUAUGCACAAAUACCCUUAUACUGUUAUUGCUAUCUGUAAUACUUAGAUAUUUUAUUCCAAUUUAUAAAUAGAUUUUUUUUAAUGUAACCUACCGAUAACUCAUUCUCAUAAAUAACAGUUCCAAGUAAAUAUGAAUAUAUCCCAUUCAGAUACUACUGACACUGAAAUGGUAUGAAGUACCCCAUGAGGUACAUGUACCAUAGGUUGAGAAAAUGUGAUAUAAUGGAUGGACAAUUAAACCUAUCCCUGCAGCUCCUACCUAUUUCAAUGUUAUGAAUCACAGAGCAUCCACAAAGACCUUAUACAUUUCUGGAAUUAAUCCAUCCAAAAACUGUGGCUCUGACUGGAAUCAAACACCUACAGGAGACACUUACAUGGUGAAGGUCUAUUCCGUAGUUGGCCUUUAUAUAGGUGUAGAAAUAUUUUAGAAUGUACUUAUGAUUACUAUUCCCUGAUGUAUACUGACUUUAUUGUACAUGUGUGAUUGCACUAUAACUGAAAGGAAAGAUGUGUGUGUGUCUAUACAUACAUACACACAUACACAUGCCAUUAACUUAACCUUAUUUCCUGCUGUUUACAGCGAUCAUCUAGAAAUGCCGUUACCAUUUCUUCACCAAAUUCCUCAAACACAAGACACGAACACUUUAUUCAAACAGCCCAGCCAUACAAGCCAAAGGUAUGUAUUGUUCUUUGUAUUGAUACUAAAUAUAAAAAUAAUCCCGUCCCCCAGUUUUAUUUAUUGCAACCUUAAAUGGCACUGUAGGUAAUUUAACCGUUUCAUCUCAUAUUGUGUCUGUAGUCCCCUGGCACUUAUCCAUAAUCUGAUGGCCCAAGGCAAAGCCAAUAGGUGACAUCAGCAGUGCAGGAUUCUAUACAGAGAAAAUAUAAUUAUUUAGAAAUGCCUCAAAUUCUUGCAUGAUUGGUUGCUCACAUUCUCAUCAGUGUUUCUAUUUAGCAAUUAUUAUUAUUAUUAUUGCUAUUUAUAUAGCACCAAAAUUUGUAGCACUUUAUAAUAUUAUGAGAGGGAGGAUUUAACUAUAAAUGGGACAAUUGCAAGAAAACUUACAGGAACAAUAGGUUGAAGAGGAUAUAGGUUGACAGCAAUAAAGUUGUGUAGAGCACAAUCUAUUAAUCUAUUAAAUUAAUUUAGUCUUUACUAUGCUAAUGAAUGAUUCUUUUUAUUGCAAUAAAAACAGAGGGGUACUACCACCACCCUCCAUUGCCUGCCAUUAUCUUAUAGAUGCAAUAACUAUAUUACUAUAUUACUGCAGAAUCAAUCAUGGCAAUUGGCAUAUGAUGGCAUGGUACUUGGAGCAUCCAAUUAAAUAACCUAUAUAGUUGCACAUAGUUGCACAAAUUUGAGAACACGUUCUAAAGACUUUCCUCAAGAAUUUUUUUGUUUCUAUGGAAAAACUGAUGUUCAAAUCCCCCCCCCUACCCCCCCCCUUCACCAAACCACAACACAACACAAUAUAAUGGCACUUGUGUCAGUGUAUUAUGAUUCAUUUGUGGGUUUUAAUAUCUAGAGAUCGAAGCUGCAGCUGUUAUGAAUCUAUCAAAAUACAAUAUAAAAAGAUGUUUAAUUUGACUGUUUUAUUGGUUAAAAAUGCAUAUAAUUAAUGCAUCCAUUAAAAAUUAAGUACAAAACAGUCACAUUUCAUGCUACAUUGCACUUAUUCCUACGCAGUAUCAUAGAAAGGAAACGGCUAUUUAAACACAAAUAAUAACAGUCAACUAAUUGUUAGAACACACCCAAAAUGAACCAUGUAAUAAGUAUAAAAGUAAUCCCUUCCAGCAUUUGCCCCUCUAUUCAUAGAUGUGUGCAGCUCAUUUUAUUAGGGUGUGCCCCUGAGCUUUUUAAAAAAAAUUUUUGUUGAGGAAAAUAACUACUUCUUGAAUGAAAGUUAAUCAUACAGGACUAAUAGGGAUUUUGUAUAUAUUUUUUUGUAUAAAAGGAGUACUUUGAAAAUUCAACAAUGAAAAUGGUAAUAUAUAUACAUCAUUAAAAUUAAACAUAGCUGAACUAUUUUUUUUUUUUAUAAGAAUAUCAACUAACCAUUUUUGUUUUUAAACACAAACUUCAAAAUUUAACCCCUUAAGGACACAGCUUCUGGAAUGAAUGGGAAUCGUGACGGAAUAUUUCCGUCAUGUGUCCUUAAGGGGUUAAGUAAAAAUAUUUUUGAUAAUUUACUAAGAUAAAUUAUAAUCACGACCUUCAACCAGAUAAGCUAUUUCAAACUGAAAACUAAGUGCAGAUAGUGAACUAAAUUGGCGACAGUGUAGGCAACUGAGUACUAAGUUAGGGUGUGCCAGCUCCAGUGCUACCAUAAAACAGCAGAAGUGGCAGCCUAAUGUCGCAUUAGUACAGGGGUUGCAGUGCACAGUGCUCCUCCUCCUGCCAGUCACUCUCAGUAGCAUGACCUCAUAGACUGUGGUAGAGAAUCCAUGUAUCAUAAAUUAAUAUAUGGUUAUUCCCUUCAAUACACCUGAAGAUUAUGCCCAUGUAAAUUAUUUCACAUACAUUCAGAAAAAAAUAUUCUUUAUUGACAAGUGUUUUUUUUUUUUUGAUGGUACAAUGUUGAGAUCAAACCGUGUCUAAUCAAAGGGAAUUCAGCACAAAGCACAUUCAUUAAAUGAAUAAAGCACAUUGAAAUACAAAAGUUGUCGUGUCCAGGAUAAAAAAGAUUAUGAUUUAAGAAAAAAACAAAAAAACACAACAGAAAAAAAAGAAACCUCAAAAAAAAAAUAUAUUUUCUCCCUACAGGUUAAUAAUUCAAAUGAAGUCAAGAAAACCUCGGGAAUUGUAGAAAAUGAAGAUCGUAUCACAAAACCUUUCCCUCAUCCUUUUAAUGAGCUCCUGGUAUGGGCUGUGUUAACCAACAGACAGACCAUGGCUUUGUUCUUAUGGCAGCAUGGUGAAGACUCCUUGGCCAAAGUGUUGGUAGCCAGAAAACUCUAUCUUUCCAUGUAUCACGAAGCUCGCCUUUGUGACAUUGCUGACGAUACAUGGCGGAAACUUAAAGAAAAUUCCAAGUAAUUGCAAAGAAUUUUUGUUGGGGUUGUGAAAUAAUUUUGUUACAAUACCAGUGAUGACGCUCAUAUCAUUCUAUUCUUUCAUUUGUUAAAAUAUGAAUAGAAUUAUUGCAGGGCUGUAGUCAAAAGAGAUAGGUAUCUGAUGGGCAUGUUAAUACAAGUGCUAUGAAUUUACAAAACAGGACCCUUGAUUAAUGAAAGACAUUUUUUUUCCUAAAAAUUUCUCGAAAUGUAAUUAGUCCUUGUGUUUUUUGUUACCAUAUAUUAUAUUAAUAUAUUAUGGUUACACUUUUGUUUAUUUAAUUUCUACAUAUAAGAGGUUAAUACAUUUCUAGUUCAAGUGUAACAAAGGUGUCUUUCUUUUAUCUGGCUGGGCAGGCAUGUUGAUUUAGUUUCCACUGUUAUCUGACCAAAUGCUGCUCAACCUAACAUGUCUGCUGCUGCAGUUUCACACAGAGCAAUCACAGCAGCAGGCCAGUUAGGUUGUGCAGCAGUGGGUCAGACAACCAUAGAAUCUAAUCCAACACGGCUGCUCAGCCAGAACAUUAAAACAAGGGAAAUUAUCUCAAAACAAUCAAUAUGCAUCACUAGAAAUAUCAUUAAAGGACCACUAUAGGCACCCAGACCACUUCAGCUUAAUGAAGUGGUCUGCAUGCCAGGUCCAGCUAGGGUUAACCCUGCCUGCUGUAAACAUAGAAACUGCUAUGUUUACAAUAGGGUUAAUCCAGCCUCUAGUGGCUGUCUCAUUGACAGCCGCUAGAGGCGCUUCCACGCUUCUCACUGUGAUUUUCACAGUAAGAAGACGCCAGCGUCCAUAGGAAAGCAUUGAGAAAUGCUUUCCUAUGAGACUGGCUGAAUGCGCACGCGGCUCAUGCCGCGCAUGCGCAUUCAGCCGAUGACGGGAAAGGAGGAGGAGAGUCCCCACUGCCGGGCGCUGGAAAAAAGAUCAGGGAUUAACCCCUUCCUUACCCUAAAGCCCGGCGGGAGGGGGGCCCAGAGGGUGAGGGGGGCCCAAGGACCCUAUAGAGCCAGGAAAACAAGUAUGUUUUCCUGGCACUGUAGUGGUCCUUUAAGUUUCAUUAAAUGUAAUAAACUUUUAAAAAUUAAAAGGAAAAAAUUUGAAGGCCUUUGUCCGUUAAUCAUAUGUGGAUAAUGUGGUCGAAUUCUAAAAUACCCCAUUGCUCAAAACAUUUUAUUGCACUGUGAGCCUGCAGUUUAUGAAUAUUCUUUACAAAUGUUUGUGAUAUAUAAAGCGGAAGUUAAUUUGGAGUAAUGUCCCAAGCGGAGCAGUAGACUUUGGGUGCCUUGAAAUCCAGUUUUUGUCAAAAUGCUUGAAAACAGUUUGACAAAAUCUGUAAAAAAAAAAACAAAAUGUGCGGAUAAAUUUAAAGUUAAGUAUCUUUAUUGCUUUAUUUAAAAUUCAUGGCUGGAGUUAUACAACAGGGGGAAGGCACCACAACAUUUGCGUGUUUCGUGCCUCACUUGCAUUUCAUCAGAGAUAUUUAGAGUCGAGAUGCAAACUGGCAAAGACAGACUGGUAUAAAGCGUCCUAGCAUCAUAAUUACGUGACUGUAGUGGUAAUGGUGCUUUGAGAAUUUCUGUUGCACUGUUUAUUACAGAUAUGCUCUGUAUGUGUCUCCUGAUAUAACUAAAGAAAUCUCUUGAAGAAGUUAAUAUAUCAUAAAUCCAUUAUUAUCUUCACUUGAAAAUCAGUUAGAUUUUAAGUAUGAUGAUCGGUAUCAAUAAACAAAAAAGAUUAUCUUUACAAUUUAUUUAAAAAUAAAUAGACUGUAAUGACAUUAAUUUUUCUUUUUUUAAAGACUGCAAUCUUGGAUUUUUUAAGUCAACAUUGUGCUAAAACAUAACAUGUUACAAAGUAUUAUAACACACUUAGAACUAACAUUUAUUUACUUAACCAAAGGUAUUUAACCUUAGACAUCUAGCUGUUCUACAUUUCCCAUAAUCCUCUGCAUGUAUUUGGCAGCCGAUGAGAAAAGAAGAUGGGAGUCCAGACACUAUUCAUCUCCAAUUUUAUUUUAUUAUGAAUUCAUAUUUGUUCUUCUGCAAUAUCUUGCACAAAAAAUAUACUAGCAAACAUAAAUUUACCUUCAUUUCUUGCACUUUUCUUUUCCUAGAGAAUUUGGAAAGUUGGCAUUAGAACUUCUAGACAAAGCCCACAAACAGAAUGAAAGAAUGGCAAUGAAGUUGCUAACAUAUGAACUUAGCAGUUGGAGCAGUUUUACAUGCCUUAAGCUAGCUGUUUUUGGAAGACUUCGAGCAUUUGUAGGACACACAUGUACUCAAAAGCUUCUAUCUGAUAUAUGGAUGGGGAGACUCAAUCUCAGGAAGAAUUCAUGGAUUAAGGUACACAGUAUUACUAUUAAGAAACUAUAA